Molecule: messenger RNA, 771 nt
Organism: Aaosphaeria arxii CBS 175.79
Lineage: Eukaryota; Fungi; Ascomycota; Dothideomycetes; Pleosporales
Exons: 1
Coding region: 196-630 (144 amino acids)
Source: RefSeq, a predicted model, not a curated record
UAGCUCCUUCGACACAUCAUCUUGUCUUGCCUUGUCUUGUCUUGCCCUCUUCACCCCCCGCCUCGACUAUUACUCUUCCCCCCCAUCCCCCAUGCCCCAUCCCCCAUGUCUCUCCUGCUAUAAGCAAUCGCAUCUUAUGUACGUCUGUCUCUCGUCACCCCCCCUUCAUCUCAUCCUCCUGAACGGUUAAACACCAUGGCCGUGGGAUUUCCUUUUUGCCUGUGUUGCCGUCAUCGCCGCCGUCGCCGCCGAACACACCUCUCAAGAUACGAACCAUUCCUGGGCCCCCCAAUAGGACUGGUCCUCUGGAGCCACUGGUGCACGAACCGCCGGUAUAGGUGCAGGUGCGCAGGUGCACAGGUGUGUGCAGCACAGUUACUUGCACUGGCUUGCUUGCUUACUUGCACUGGCUUGCUUGCUUGCUUGCUUGCUUGCCUGCUUGCUUGCUUGCUUGCCUGCUGCUGGCUUGCUGGCUACCAGGCUACCGACACUGCAACUAUUCCCACUUGUUGGGAUGGCCGGCCGCGCGAACCGCCCCCUCCAACUACCAGUUUCCCCCUCCCUCCCUCCCUCUGCUUGGGGCGUCUCCAGGUUCGAACAGAUGAUUCUCCAGGGACCGACCCAUUGUGAAGCCGUAGUUCCUCCGGGGCGGCAACAGCAAACACCGUGUCAGAGAUGAUAGGUAAUCGCAAUUAGGUAUCAUGUAUCAUGUAUCAUGGUAUCGUGUACCAGGGUAUCAGGUAUCAGGUAACGAGUGGCAAGCCGCUAUUU